CUCUACCAGUGUUAUUUAUAAUGUACACGCAACUCAAAUCGUUCUUUGUAGUCUCUACGACUCUGAUCUCUCUUACUGCUUGCGCCCUGAAUGAAAAGGGUUCUAAUAGUCGCAACUCCAAAUGUCCACAGUUUAGCGGUAACUUUACAAUCUCAGCCUAUCAGUUAUACCCAGAAAAUGCGGACUUCGACUUUAACUCAUGUGUCUUGUAUACAGGAAACCUCUGGAACGCCUCUGUCGGAAUCUAUGAUCCCUAUACAACCGCCUAUGAAUCUAUCGAGUUUGAAAAUAUCACCGGCAAUCCUGAUUUCUUUAUCGGAGGGGUGAAAAUGAAUCACCGUACGAAUCUGCUGUCCGUUACCGCCUACGCCAACAAAGCUUUCGGCACUGAAGGACAAGACCUGUCUGGAACCAAUUAUGUUAUGCAGUGGAAUCCGUCUACACGUCAGCUACACUACAAGCAUAAUCUCACCGCCACUACACAGGGCCGGUUUAGCGGCCUCCAAGAUGUCGCGCAUGAUCCAGCGAACAAUGUGUAUGUCAUUGGCACAUACCCAAGCAGCAUCGUGAGAGUCGACCCGAAAGGGAAAAAGGCGCAGACCUGGUAUCUGGAAGAUAGACUGGACAAAGUGAUUGCUGGUUAUUCUGGAGUGGCCACCAAAGACUGGACUCUUAUAGCAAACGACGAAGCAACAGGUAGUCUAUACCGUUUCGACAUGCGUGCCAAGAAGGGAAUUCCAGUUCGGAUCGAGGUCACUCCUCCUCACGAAAUUGGCCUGACGGAUGGUAUCCAACUACCUCCGAAAUACAAUGGCACUGUUCUUGUAGUCGCAGAGCGCACAUUGGGUGCCUCCGUGUACAGAAGUCGCAAAAGAGAUUGGAAGAAAGCGGAGUACCUCGGGAUCGUGCCUUGGUUCAGCACAGAUAGAAACGUCACAAAGGCUUUGCAGGUUGGGGAUGCCGUGUUCUUCAAUCUAACACCCUUUGGGGAUACAGGGAUUGGUGGGCCUAGGUCUGCUGGAAAUCGCACUGACUUUUUCUACAUGGAUAUUACGGGGGAAAUUGAUGCUCUAUUAAGGAGAUAAAGUUGUAGAAUUAACAAAGUUGGGUAUAGAGUUUAGUCCUUUGUUCACAUAAUACUCAGUGUGCUCUCGAUCUCUGUACACUCUUAAGAGAGCG
Messenger RNA from Boeremia exigua, 1179 nucleotides. RefSeq lists its product as uncharacterized. The coding region runs from base 21 to 1085 and encodes 354 amino acids. NCBI's taxonomy places the organism in Eukaryota, Fungi, Ascomycota, Dothideomycetes, Pleosporales, Didymellaceae. The transcript is spliced from 2 exons. The record is from RefSeq and is a predicted model, not a curated record.